UGUGUAUAUAUAUAUAGGUCGAUACAUAACUUGGUUUAUCAGAUUAUAAGAUUUAAUUUCAAGAAAACCCUAAUUAAAAAAAAAAUGGCCGGAGGUAUGGCAAUUAGCAAAGGGGAUAAAGAAUAUCCCGGCAAGCUUACGUGGACGGUGUUAUGGAUUUGCAUGGUGGCUGCUACCGGAGGACUCAUCUUCGGUUACGAUAUCGGGAUUUCCGGUGGAGUCACGUCCAUGCCGUCGUUUUUGGAGAAAUUCUUUCCGCACGUAUACCGGAGGGAGCAGAAUCAUGUGGCCGGUACGAACUCGUACUGCACGUUCAACGACACCGGAUUGACUAUGUUUACUUCGUCUCUCUAUUUGGCGGCCCUAGUCGCCUCUUGGUGUGCUUCGCUUGUGACUCGAAAGCUCGGACGAAAGGCUUCCAUGUGUUUAGGUGGGGUCCUCUUCUUGGCCGGCGCGCUCUUCAACGGCUUCGCCCAAAACCUAGCCAUGCUCAUUAUCGGUCGAGUACUCCUCGGUUGCGGCGUCGGUUUCGCUAACCAGUCUGCACCGGUGUUCUUGUCGGAAACGGCUCCGUACAAGUACCGCGGUGCGCUCAACAUGCUUUUCCAGCUGUCAAUCACCAUCGGAAUCCUCGCGGCCAAUUUGAUCAACUUCUUCACCGCAGACAUGACGAACGGAAACGGGUGGCGAAUAAGCCUAGGUUGUGCUGGUGUCCCCGCCAUUCUAUUCAUAAUCGGCUCCGUAUUUCUCGAAGACACGCCCAAUUCACUCAUCGAGCGCGGCAACAACGAACAAGCCCUAGAAAGGUUGAAAAAAAUCCGAGGAAUCGAAAAUGUCGACGAGGAGUAUGACGAUCUCGUGGCAGCCAGCACGGCCUCCAAGGAGAUUACAAACCCUAGUUUUAAUCUCCUUAGGGCAAAGUACCGGCCCCACCUAGUCAUGGUCACGAUGAUCCCGUUCUUCCAACAACUCACCGGCAUGAACGUCAUCAUGUUUUACGCCCCCGUCUUAUUCAAGACCAUCGGCUUCGGAUCCAACGCCUCCCUCGCGUCGGCGUUGAUAACCGGUGGGGUCAACUGCGUCGCAACCCUAGUUUCAAUAUACGCGGUCGAUAAAGUCGGGAGGAGGGUUCUCUUCCUCGAGGGCGGGAUUCAAAUGUUGAUAUGUCAAAUCGUGAUUACGAUCUGCAUCGCGGUCAAAUUCGGGGUCAACGGCGACCCGGGCGUACUCCCCAAGUGGUACGCAUCUCUAGUAGUGGUUGCAAUAUGCUUUUACGUGGCCGCAUUCGCGUGGUCGUGGGGCCCGCUCGGGUGGCUCGUCCCGAGUGAGAUUUUACCCCUUGAGGUCCGGUCCGCCGGGCAGAGCGUCAACGUCAGCGUGAACAUGAUCUUUACGUUCUUCAUCGCGCAGCUAUUCUUGCCGAUGUUGUGCCACAUGAAAUUCGGACUAUUCAUAUUCUUUGCCGUAUUCGUGUUCGUGAUGACGUUCUUCAUAUACUUUUAUUUGCCCGAGACGAAGGGCAUCCCGAUUGAGGAGAUGUCGCGUAUUUGGAAGGCCCACCCCGUCUGGAAACGCUACUACGAAGACCGUGAUUUCGACGUCGAGAAAUUCGACCGCAUACAUGCUGCUGAUCUAGACUUCACGAAAGAAUUGCACAUUUGAUUUCCUUGGUUUUGUUUUUUAAUUAGGGUUUUAGAUAUUAGGUUCUUUAUUUCCUUGUCUUUUUUUUGU
Erythranthe guttata (spotted monkey flower) is the source of this 1731-nucleotide messenger RNA. Its product is annotated as sugar transport protein 1. The record is from RefSeq and is a predicted model, not a curated record. Lineage: Eukaryota; Viridiplantae; Streptophyta; Magnoliopsida; Lamiales; Phrymaceae. Gene Ontology annotation, biological process: monosaccharide transmembrane transport. Gene Ontology annotation, molecular function: monosaccharide transmembrane transporter activity. Gene Ontology annotation, cellular component: membrane.